Podarcis muralis (Common wall lizard) is the source of this 4519-nucleotide messenger RNA. It is a transcript of the gene RAP1GAP, whose product is annotated as RAP1 GTPase activating protein. Gene Ontology annotation, molecular function: GTPase activator activity. Gene Ontology annotation, cellular component: cytoplasm; membrane. NCBI's taxonomy places the organism in Eukaryota, Metazoa, Chordata, Lepidosauria, Squamata, Lacertidae. The record is from RefSeq and is a predicted model, not a curated record. Gene Ontology annotation, biological process: regulation of small GTPase mediated signal transduction.
CACACACACACCCGGGAAGGGUUGCAUCCGGCUGCAGGGACCUGCCUCUCCUCCGGCAGCACCUGGCUCCACGCCCAAAGAGUACACACAGCGCAGCAGAUCCCAGCAGAUCCGCCAGGCGGGCAGGGGAGAACCCCUGGAAAGCUUGCAGAGCUGGCUUCCCUCCUCUCCCCGCCGGGCUCCUGCGAGCAAGGAGGCGGAAGGGAGCUUUCGCCAUGGAAGCUGCCCAUCCCCAGGCAGAGACACAGAGCCUCCAGCGCCCCGGGCCGGGUGUGGGCAGGAUCUGAACCCGAGACCCACGAAACAGCAGCAGGAGGAGGAGGAGGAAGGCUGAUGGCCGAGUGGCAAGCCCUCCCGGGGACCCCCGGGCUGCCCCCUCCUCGGAGGAGGGAAUCCGGCGUAGAGGAUGGCUGGAGCAACACAGAGCUGUUUGAAAUGAUUGAGAAGAUGCAGGGCAGCAGGAUGGAUGAACAGAGAUGCUCCUUCCCUCCUCCACUGAAGACUGAAGAGGACUACAUCCCUUAUCCCAGCGUCCAUGAGGUUCUGGGCCGAGAGGGCCCCUUCCCCCUCAUCUUGCUGCCCCAGUUUGGGGGCUACUGGAUCGAAGGCACCAACCACGAGCUGUCGAGCAUCCCUGAGACAGAACUGCUCCAGUCCCCGACCUGCAAGGUGAAGUUGGAGAGCAACCACACAGCCCGGCUCUACCGGAAGCACUUCCUGGGCAAGGAGCACUUUAACUACUACUCUGUGGACGCGGCGUUGGGGCACCUCGUCUUCUCCCUCAAGUACGACGUGAUUGGAGAUCAGGAGCACCUGCGCUUGCUCCUGCGGACGAAAUGUCGGACUUACCACGACGUCAUCCCCAUCUCCUGCCUGACCGAGUUUCCCAACGUUGUCCAGAUGGCAAAGUUGGUGUGCGAGGACGUCAACGUCGAUCGCUUUUACCCCGUGCUGUACCCAAAGGCCUCUCGACUCAUUGUGACCUUUGAUGAACACGUCAUCAGCAAUAACUUCAAGUUCGGUGUCAUCUACCAGAAGCUGGGCCAGACUUCAGAAGAGGAGCUCUUCAGCACCACGGAGGAGAGCCCAGCAUUCGUCGAAUUCCUUGAAUUCUUGGGCCAGAAAGUCAAGUUGCAGGAAUUCAAGGGGUUUCGGGGUGGCCUCGACGUGACCCACGGGCAGACAGGGACAGAGUCGGUCUACUACAACUUCCGAAACAAGGAGAUCAUGUUCCACGUCUCUACCAAGCUGCCCUACACGGAGGGGGAUACCCAGCAGCUGCAGAGGAAACGGCAUAUCGGGAACGACAUCGUGGCCAUCAUCUUCCAGGAUGAGAACACGCCCUUCGUCCCGGACAUGAUCGCCUCCAACUUCCUGCACGCCUACAUUGUAGUUCAGGCCGAGAAUCCCUGUACGGAGAACACACUCUACAAGGUCUCUGUCACUGCCCGGGACGACGUGCCUUUCUUCGGACCUCCGUUGCCCAACCCGGCCGUUUUCCGAAAGGGCCCCGACUUCCAAGAAUUCCUCCUGACGAAGCUGAUCAACGCCGAGUACGCCUGCUACAAGGCAGAGAAGUUUGCCAAACUGGAGGAGCGCACGCGAACAGCUUUGUUGGAGACCCUCUACGAGGAGCUACACCUCAACAGCCAGUCCAUGAUGGGCCUUGGGGGAGAUGAGGACAAGAUGGAGAACGGUAGCGGGAGCAGCGGGGGCUUCUUCGAGUCCUUCAAGCGGGUGAUCCGCAGCCGCAGCCAGUCGAUGGAUGCCAUGGGGCUCAGCGGCAAGAGGCAGAACACCGUCUCCACCAGCCACAGCGGGAGUUUCGGCCACAACAACCCCGACAUCGCCAAAGCCGCAGGCAUAUCAUUGCUUGUCCCCGGAAAAACGCCAACUAGGUACGGACGACGAGGCAGCGCCAUAGGCAUAGGAACCAUAGAAGAGUCCCUGAUAGUCCCUGGAAAGAGCCCGACACGGAAGAAAUCGGGGCCCUUCAGCUCCCGGCGGAGCAGCGCCAUCGGUAUUGAGAACAUCCAGGAGGUGCAGGAGAAAAGGGAAAGCCCCACCGGGACCCAGAAGACUCCGGACAGCGGCCAUGUAUCUCAGGAACCCAAGUCUGAGAACUCAUCCAAUCAGAGCUCUCCAGAGAUGCCCACCACCAAGAACAGACCAGAUCCUGUAGCCCCCAAACCAGACUCCCUGCGCGAUUUCUCGCGUUCCUCCUCCAGCGCUAGCAGCUUUGGCAGCGUGGCAGAAGAGCAGGAGGGGGGCCACGACGAAGACACCGGCAUGGAGAGCCAGUCCUCAUCAGGCACUCCCCAGAAGCGGGACUCCUUUAUCUACAGUACCUGGCUGGAUGACAGCCUCAGCAACACCAGUGGGGGCAGCUCACCAGGCCCUUCUCGCUCUCCGCAGCCAGAUCCCAGGAAAUCUACGGACCCCUCUUGUCCAGAAAUAAAAAUCCAGCUGGAACAGUCCGAGCGGCAACCUCCCCACCUGCACACGGCGAAGAAGCACAAGCUGAGGGAAUUGCGGAAGGCCCCCAUCUUCGUCACGGCACAAGACUACUGCCCGGCCAGCAAAGCUGACCUGCCCAAGCCGCCGUCUUAAGCAAGCAGCUGCCUCCCCCAUCUCUCCUUCCCGUCACUUUUGGCAGGGCAGCAAGGCAUGCUGGGACUGGCCAGGCCUUGAGAAGAAGCUCUCGAGGUCCCUGCCCAAUCCCCAUCCCUUCCAUGAGCUGUGCUCGACACCCCCCUGUCUCACCCCAUUAUUAGCUCUGGCCCUCUGCGGACGACAUCUCGCAGCCAGCAGUGAUGCCUACCAGGCCCAACUGUGAAGCCAAGAUGAGGACGUGACGCUCUUUGAAUCAAAACACGGACAAUCACCCACCCACAUCCAGAUUCCCCCAGCCCUUUUCUGCGGCGGAGAUGUCUGUUUCGCUUGUCUCUAGAAGCAAGGGGCCGCCGGGUGGCUCUGCGGCUCUCGCGUCGCCAUCAAACUAUCUUGGGAGAGGGAAACCAGCACAGAAAAUGAACCAAGAGCUCAGCAGUCUGGGUGCUUCGAGGGCACCUGAGGGGAGAGCUCCGGAUUGGGAGCUUGGAGAGAAAAACGAAACCUUGGGAAGAUUCUCCAGCAUUUUGGCACACCGGGGGAGCAGAACCGGAGACCCUGUUCCGGAAGCGCUGUGGCCGUGGAGUCUAAGCCGUUUUGUGGUCUGCUAGAGGCUGGGACAGAUCAACCACUCCUCUCUCCGUUUGUAUAACAGCCAUGUUCCCCAUUCCUGUGUAUAUAUCCUGCCAUCAGCUGCCAAGCCCAUCAGCUGCUCUCCAUCAGAAGUGGCACUGUGAAUCCCGCCCCCCUCUCUCUCUACAGCUGAGCCUUGCUGUUGUGCUCACCCACACAGUCCGAAAUCCUUUCUUUCCUAGUGGCACAUCUGGCAAUAACGGGAGCCAGGGCAGAAUCGGAGGCGGCGUCUGGGUAACUUUGCAGAAGGGUUCCCAAAUAUACGAACCCCCAAGACGGUGUGGAUUGGCAGGGUUUGGGAGACCCCUCGUCCUCCCAGGCAACGCGUGACUCUCUCUCUUUCUCUCUCGUUUUUUCUCGAAGUUUAUCCCAAAGAAUAAUUGACAAUUGACUCUUUAUUUAUUUUUUUGUUGCCGCGGGACAGCUGACGUCCAAGGCACUUAGAAGAACAGCCAGUGAACUGCUUCUGUCCCAUUUAUCUCUCUUUUUUGGUGGGGGAGCAGCAGCCCGUUCCACAAUAACACCCUCCUCUUUGCAUGCUGCGUGUCGUCUCUUCAUCAAGAAAAACCAGAUAGAGCCAGACAGAGGUUGCCCUAAACAAAGGGGGGAAAGUCGGGACACGGGGUAGGGUUUGCAUCGCCAUAUUCCCUAACGGGAGUUUAUUACUCGUGGCAGGACACUCCAAGCUGUCUUUGCAUUGUUCCCUCCAAACUACGGCCAGUCUGCAUCCAUGCUGUACAGUUUUUCGGGGUGGGAGUGGGGAUGCAAUGUUCCCUUUCCUGGCUCUCUUCUCCUGAAUCUGCCAAUGUGCAGGACCAGAGAAGAACAUGUGCCCAGAUCCCAAAGUACUUAAUUUCAACCCGCCUUCUUGUGACUAGAUAAAUCCUGUGAACGUCUGGGCCCAUUUGCCAUCUGUGUCACGUGUGUGUGUGUGUGUGUGUGUGUGUGUGUGUCCCCUUCCCUCCCAUCCUGCCGUCCUCUGUUUUUGUUACUGUAUUUUUUAAAGAUGCACAAAAAUCCAUGAAUUAAUGUUCAGGAACUAAGGUUUCCUUCUCUCUCUCUCUCUCUCUCUCUCUCUCUCUCUCUCUCUCUCUCUUAAUUUUUAAGCUCCGAGGUUGUGUUGGUGUUUCCAGUGACAUAUGUAUAAAAAAAAGAAGACAAAAAUGAAAAAUCUAUUUAUCGCUAUUGUAAGAAGACUCUAUUUGUAAAAUGCUUUUUAAGAUAUACAGGCUGUAAAAUAAAACGAGAAAUCCGUGCAUUUCAAUCACUGACAGAG